AGCAACACACACUAACUCCCUGUCCGGUUGAGAAAUGGCGGAGAAAGCAGCAGUCACAGCAGCCGUUCCGGUAUCGCUACCACCAGUGGCCAUUCCUGCACCAACAACGACAGCAGCACCAGAGGCAGUAGCAGCGGCACCCGCAGUAGCCGCAGCAGCAGCAGUGGCAACUACUCCGCCAGCUCAACAGAAGUUAUCGGAAUCGGACGAUUUCACGGAUAACUCGGCAGAGAACACAAAAGAGGCAAACCAAGAGGACACGUCGCAGCAAAGCGGAUUGGCGACGGUCGAGUCCGAAUACGAUACGGCCUCAGAUUCACCGUCGGACGGUGGCGAAGAGGAAGACGAUGAGGAAGAUUAUGAGGAGGAGGAGAGUGGUGGUGAGGAGGAAGAAGAUGAAGACGACGAGGAUGACGAUGGUUCGGACGGGACGGAGGACGAUGGCACGGAGGAAGAGGAAGAUGAAGACGACGUGAUCGAGGUGUUGGAGCGCCAGAGUGGCGACGGUCAGGAGCAGGAUUUGGAGAACCGUCGAAAGGUGGACGACGAUGAGGAUCGCAGCAACCCGCAGUACAUCCCGAAGAAGGGCACGUUUUACGAGCAUGACGAUCGUACGGCCGAAGAUGAUCUGGAUGAUUCGGGGCUGGAUGGUGACGAUCAGCGGUCGAAGCGCAACGACGAUGGUCUCGGCGAUGGGAUGGGUGAUUCGCACGGCGGUGGCGGUGGUGGUGGUCCCGGUAGUGGUGGAGGCGGAGGAGGCGGUGGACUCGGCGCUCCCGGGAUGUACGGCGGUGAACGGCGUGGUUCGGAGAAGGGCGGAAGCGGAGCGGGUGCAAAAGGUGCGAAGAAAUGGCAAGCGUCAACCGAUCGAUGGACACACGAUCGGUUUGAUGAGAGUGAGCAAGCGCCUAAAUCGCAAGCGGAACUCGUUUUUGCGUAUGGGUACGAUAUACGGAGCGAGGAUGGUCCGCCAAAGGCGCGUAGGAAGCGUCGUUAUGCACGCGGUCCGAAUCGAUACACGCGCAAUUGGGAGGACGAGGAUGCGUACCAGAAGUCGUCGAACGCGGAACAUCAUCAGCGACAUAAGAAGGUGCCACGGCCGGAAGAGUUUCCAGAGCUGGGAGGUGCGAAUGGAAAGAGCGGACGAGCGACGGGCCGGGGACGCAAUGGACAGAAAAGUGGAAGCUCGAUCGCCGGUGGAGUGGAUAGGCGAAGAGAGUCUGGGGCGACGGAAGGUGGUCGAACUAGAUCAUCAGAUAUGCGACGAUCGGGCGGUCAAGAUCGAUCGAUGGGUCGAUCGGACAGGGUGCGUUCAGGAGAUUGGAGUACUAGUGCAGCGGCUGGGGAACGUGAAAGGGAUCAGGAUCGUGGUGCGGACUGGGAUCGAUCGGAGUAUGGGGGUAGUGGUGGUGGUGGUUCGCUACGAUAUCGCAACGAAGAUCGUGGAUCACGCAAUAACUACCAUAACAAGGAGAACAAGCUGAGCGGUGCGAGGAACAGUAAAGAGAAGGAUUACAAGGUGAUCAACUCGUUACAGUUCAAAAAUCAAGCCAGGAACAAAAAUAUGGAGGGUGGUCCAGGUGGCAAUGGUAGUGCGUCUGUUGCAGGACCAAUGCAGGGAUCAGGAGCAGGUUCAGGACUGCCGGACAGUAAUCCUGGUGGAGCUCCCAUGAUGCAUAGUAACAGUGCUGGUGCACUUUCCGGCAGCAGUAAUAGCAACAAGAUGAACAACCAUGCCACAGUACAGCAUCAGCAGCAACAGCAGCAGCAUAAUAGUUCCAACAGUCCUAAUUCCGGUGGCAUGGCGAACGAUCGUAUUCACCACGCGGAACAGAAUCAGCAGCAGGGUAGAAUGAUGAAUGUAGUAACUACAUCGGCUUCCCUUGGGUCUGUUCCAACGUCUGGUGCCCAGCAACACUACGGACACCAUGCGUCGUCAUUGGGACAAAUGCAGCAGCAGCAAAUGCAACAACCAACUCAAAAGCUGAAACAAGGCUAUCUGGAGGAAGAUCACUCAAAGUACGCAGUUCCUUUGUAUGCCGGAUCAUCAGCAAUGGAUCGAAUGCAGCCCAAUGUGGCAUCCGGAGCUGGUGCACCAGCUGUUGGCAAUUUGCCGUUGAAUCAGCGAUCUCAAAUCUCACCUCGAGCAAUUGUAGCUCAAACACCUCCAUCGGCACAAGCAUCAGAACAAGUGUCUUCAGAUCGUAUGGCUGUGCAAAUUGAGUACCAGUCAAUGCAGGGAGCUGGCGUGCCGCAGGGUUACGGUGGUCAACCACGUUCAUUAGCAGUUCAACAGCAGCAGCAGCAGCAGCAACAGGUGUCAAACCAAAUGCAACAUCAGCAGCAACAGCCGAUGCUACAAACGGAGGUUCCUCGCAAUACGAAGCGUUACUCGACUCAGCGACAACGAUCUGCAAUGGAAAAUGCUGCCAAUGCUAGUGCAUUGCAAGCUCAGCAACAGCAGCAGCAGCAACAACAACAACAGCAGCAACAAGCGGCAGCGGCAGCAGCAGCUGCAGCAGCCUCUAUGCACGAGCAACAGCAGAUCUUGCAGCAUCAGCAAAUGUUACGACAUCAGCACGAACAGUUGGCCCAACAAAACAAACAAAAACAGGUUUACGCCCAGCAGCAACUUCCCCAGACGGGACCCACUCCUGGUGGUCUACCAAUGACACUUCAAGCCACCGAUUAUCAUGGAGCCGUGAACAAGCCACCACCACCACCGACCCAAGGCGCACCGGGAGGGCAAAAUCCAGCGCAAGUGCAGUAUCAUCAGCCGACGGCUCUCUACUACACUACGGCCACUGGUGCUGGUGGGCCACCUCCGGGUGAGUACGUAACGGCAGCAGCACCCGGUGGUCAGCCGCAGCAACCACCACAGCAACCGACUCAGGCUCCGCCACCGCCCCAAGCACAGUAUGCACCUCCACCGUACGCCACUCAGGGACCUCCACCGCCACAAGCAGCCUCCUACAUGCAGGGUCCAGUGCCGACCCCCAGUGCCUACUUGCCUGCUCCACAACCUGCCAGUGUUCCAGCCGUUCCACAGCCACCGACUGGUGUGCCUGGUGGAGCGCCACCACCUCCAAUGAACUUUGUGCCCGCUCUAGGGCCACCUCCCACGGCUCCGGCGCCAGGUGUUAGUCCGGGCCAAUAUCCCGGACCGGCCGCAUACGCUACCAGUUUCCAGACAGGAGGGUACGCACCAGCGGUCGGUGUUGUGCCGCAAGCUGUGCCGGGUGGUCCUCCCCCACCAGCAGUCGUUGCCGGUCCACCUACCGGAGGACCCGGUGGACCUCCACCAACAGCUCUGUAUCAAUCGUCCGGUGGAAUCACGUACUAUGCACCCCAGACGCAAACACAAGCACCAAGGCCGCUGCGUACCGGGCGAAGGCCAACAGCCGCUAUACCAAUUCUGGCACCUCCGGAUCGAAAGCCUGCUGGGACCUCGACCGCACCAAGCGCUGGUGCAAACAAAACGUCCACCACACGCACAACAACGGCGGCGGGCGAUUCGAAUGAAUCACCUGCAGCUGAUGUGGUGGCGAACAGUGCGGAUGCUUCCUCGGGUGGUACUGGGGCAUCGGUGGAUAGUGGAGAAAACAUCGAUCAUAUUCUGGACAACAUGUUUGUUCAGCGUCCCCAGUACCAGCCACCGUCAAGGAAGAGUCCUUCACCGGCACUGGUACCUGCCGCAACAGCUCAGCAACAACAGCAGGGUUCCUUCUUGGCAGGUACAGAAACUGCAAACGGUGCCUCCGAGCUUCGCAACGAUGGUGGUUCUACUGGUGUAACCGAUGGACAAGAAUCGAUGGAUAACAUUGGAGAAUCUGUCAAGAAAAUGUCCAUCCAAGACACGGAUAAACUGUCCAUCUCCUCCGGCAGCUUAACGGUGGAGGGCAAAGAAGUUGCGACCGGUAUCAUCGAAACGAGCGUGCCCGUACAGCCAGUUGAAUGACGAUACUAAA
This is a messenger RNA of Anopheles maculipalpis, 3968 nucleotides long. It is a transcript of the gene btz, whose product is annotated as AT-rich interactive domain-containing protein 1B. Bases 35 to 3958 code for a protein of 1307 amino acids. The record is from RefSeq and is a predicted model, not a curated record. Gene Ontology annotation, biological process: mRNA processing. The transcript is spliced from 3 exons. Gene Ontology annotation, molecular function: mRNA binding. NCBI's taxonomy places the organism in Eukaryota, Metazoa, Arthropoda, Insecta, Diptera, Culicidae. Gene Ontology annotation, cellular component: exon-exon junction complex.